Messenger RNA from Sitophilus oryzae (rice weevil), 647 nucleotides. RefSeq lists its product as uncharacterized. The record is from RefSeq and is a predicted model, not a curated record. NCBI's taxonomy places the organism in Eukaryota, Metazoa, Arthropoda, Insecta, Coleoptera, Curculionidae. The transcript has 2 exons. The coding region runs from base 51 to 647 and encodes 198 amino acids.
UAGACCUAUUGAAAAACAAAAUUUUGGCUCAUAACAGCAUCAAAGUAAACAUGGAAGUAUUUGGUUCUUAUAUUUUACCAUCCACUGAAAAUUAUAGUAGCGAGAAAUCAUUUAAUACUGCUAAUCAAAUUAUUGAUGGGUCUUCAGACUUAGAUGAGAAAUAUUUAUGGUUUGUCGAGAAAUUGAUGACACAAGCAUCUGAAUUUCUUGAAAAAGACUCAGGUUGGGCCUUACAAAAAAUUAUGUACUUAGAAAUUAACGUUAACAAGUUUAACCCUAUCGGUGGAUCUUCAUUCGUUGAGUUGCCAGCGCCCAUUCGGAGAAAAGAAGCCGUUGUCAAUGUCAGAAACAUGGAUCAGUAUUGUUUUCCGUGGGCCAUAACGUCAGCCUUGUGUCCGCCUAACUCUAAAAUUGCAGAACUAUCUUCAUAUCCACAUUUUUCAACGUUGUUAAAUAUAGCAGGUUUGGAUUUUCCAGUGAAUUUGCGCGAUAUAAAAACCUUUGAACAAUUGAAUAAUAUAUCAGUUAAUGUUUAUGGUCUCGAAAGCAAAAUUGAUAAUAAUAAAAUAGUUUGCGAAGUUGUAGGUCCAUUGCGGUACACAGAAAGGAAAUUGGUGGUACAUGUGAAUUUACUAUUACUAAAAUAA